Messenger RNA from Suillus clintonianus, 1054 nucleotides. Its product is annotated as TLC domain-containing protein. The transcript is spliced from 9 exons. Gene Ontology annotation, cellular component: membrane; endoplasmic reticulum. Gene Ontology annotation, biological process: lipid homeostasis. The record is from RefSeq and is a predicted model, not a curated record. NCBI's taxonomy places the organism in Eukaryota, Fungi, Basidiomycota, Agaricomycetes, Boletales, Suillaceae. Bases 182 to 1009 code for a protein of 275 amino acids.
GCCAACAACUUGAGACAUCGAUCACUCUGAAAAGCUUAGGACCCAUGAGUAUUGUCAUAUCGCUUUGUUCUUGUAACGUUUUAAACCAACAGACUAGCGAUGGUGCACUGCCAAAUAAACCAGCCAGCCGGCCACGAAUUCAAGCGUUUCACACCUUAAUUUACGUACUUCCCUCCGUGCCAUGAUCCAAGACGUGCGCUUGCAAAUUCGCGAGUUUGCUGCACCAGUUGCACAGAAACUAGGCAUUGGCAAGAUAUCUGACUUUGCCGAUGUGAUAUUGCUCUCCUUCGUGUUCUUCUCUACUGUCCACAAUAGUCUGGCACCCGCAGUGAGCGGAGUGCUCUUUCCUGUUUCAUAUGGGAAAGCGGGAAAAAGAGCGCGGAACAACUGGGACAUACAUGUGACAUCGCUCGUCCAUGCUAUCAUAAUCAUAUUCCUCGCCGGGCGUUGUCUCAAUCUUUCGAGCCUUGACCAAAAUCGCGCCUUUGGUUGGCAUGAAGAUGCAGGCUUUGUAAUAGCAAUCGCAACGGGUUACUUCAUCUGGGACACACUAGAAUCGAUCAUCCAUUUCAGUGACAUUGGAUUCGUUCUCCAUGGCAUUUCGUGCCUUCUGAUAUAUGGCCUUUCAUUUACACCCUUUGUUCCUUACUAUGGAGUGCGCUUCUUGUUUUGGGAGUUGAGCACUGUGUUUUUGGACAUCCAUUGGUUCUUGGACAAGACGGGAAAGACAGGCAGUACUCUUCAACUUGUCAAUGGCAUUGCUCUUAUUACGACCUUCUUUUCUGUGCGCUGCGUUUGGGGCGCAAUGAUGUCGUAUGACUUUUUCGUGACUUUGAAUAGCGUAUACGACCAAGUUUUGACUCCGUACCUCAUCAUUUACGGAGGCGGCAAUGUCUUGCUCCAAGUCCUCAACUGGUUCUGGUUCACCAAGAUGAUAACUGCACUUACUAAAAGAUUUCAAGUAAAACCCGACGGCCACAAGGUCGUCAAUGGAAAGGUUAAAUUAUAACCACCUUUUCGAUAUCUGAUUGUCCUGGAGGUCGAAUGCUGGUAG